Messenger RNA from Protopolystoma xenopodis, 726 nucleotides. Lineage: Eukaryota; Metazoa; Platyhelminthes; Monogenea; Polystomatidea; Polystomatidae. The record is from the annotation of a GenBank genome assembly.
AUGAAAUUCAUCACGGAUUCCGCUUCCCCUGAUGAAGCUGAGACGUUCAUGGCAGGCAAUAGUGGCAAUCUUGGACGCACUGGAAGUGGCAAGGGAAAAAAAGCCCCGAGUACCAAAGGAGGAAGUGCAAGAAAAAAGAAAACAGAUCCAGAUAAGAAAGAGGAAGAUAAAUUACCAUCAUACAUGCUUCCAGAAGCCAAAAUACAGGCUUGUCGCAUAAUCAUGCGCGUUGCUAGGAAACCUGAAAUUUGUAGAACUCUACACGACUCCGAAGUGGAGCGCGCCCUCGUUGCAUUGGUUUCUAAUGAAGACGCUGGGGUUCGAGGUGCAUCUGGUCAGGCAAUAGCUACGAUAGCAGAAAACCGGAUGUGUCAGGAGACAUUCAUCAAAUUAGGUGCUUUGGAGCCACUUCUACGUCUGAUACGUAGCGAAAAUAGAACCCUGAAAUGUGCUGGGACACUGGCACUAGCCAGUCUCACAAAUGAACACGCAGACGCCUGCAAAUAUGUGUCUUCGAGCUCGUUUGGUGUCGAGGCCAUAAUUGGAUGCUUAGGCUUACCAGAGCCUGAAGUGGGAGCCCUUUUAGAGGCGACUCUCGCUUGUUUAACAAACUUGGCCAUGAUCGAGGAAUGCCGACAGAAGAUUAUAAGUGCCGGGGGAGUGAAGGCUUUGGUUCCAGCCCUUACUUCACAGUCAGUUUUACUCCAAACAUUAUUACUUGUUUGA